AUGGCGGUUGUGGAGAAAAAACCCAAAAGAAAUAUGUACGCUUUGCUCAUAUCUGUUAUGGCGUCCAUGACCUCCAUACUCUUAGGAUACGAUACUGGGGUAAUGAGCGGGGCCACGCUGUACAUACAACGCGAUUUGAAGGUAUCGGACGUGCAAAUCGAGAUCCUCGUGGGGACAAUUAACAUCUACUCGUUGUUGGGGUCCGCCAUGGCCGGAAAAACCUCCGAUUGGCUCGGCCGCCGGAUAACGAUUGUGGUGGCUUCGGUCGUUUUCUUCGCCGGGGCCGCCAUCAUGGGUUUCUCGAACAGCUACGAGGUGUUGAUGACGGGGCGGUUCGUGGCGGGGCUCGGAGUCGGGUACGCCCUUAUGAUUGCGCCGGUCUACGCGGCGGAGGUGGCGCCGGCGUCGUCUCGCGGCUUUCUGACUUCUUUUCCGGAGGUCUUCAUCAAUUUUGGUGUUCUGUUGGGAUAUCUAUCGAAUUACGCGUUUGCCGGCCUUCCGUUGAGGUUGGGAUGGCGAAUGAUGCUUGGAGUCGGCGCCAUACCCCCAAUCUUCAUCGGUCUCGGCGUGAUUAUCAUGCCUGAGUCUCCUCGUUGGCUUGUCAUGCAAGGCCGUCUCGGUGAAGCCAAGAAAGUGUUGGAGCGCACGUCCGACUCGCCCGAAGAAGCCCAACUCCGCCUUGCCGACAUCAAAGAGGCCGCCGGCCUCCCGCACGACCUCGACGGUGACAUCGUCGAGGUACCCAAAUGCACGGGCCGAAAGGGCGAAAACGUGUGGAAACAAUUCUUCGUCCACCCGACCCGACCCGUGCUCCACAUCACCAUCGCGGCCCUCGGCCUACAAUUUUUCCAACAGGCGAGCGGAAUCGACGCAGUCGUCAUGUAUAGCCCGAGGAUCUACGAGAAGGCGGGAAUUGUGAGCGACGAGAAGAAGCUACUCGCCACUAUCGCUGUCGGGGUUUGCAAGACCGUCUUCAUCCUCAUCACCACCUUCAUGGUUGACAAAAUCGGGCGGCGCGUGCUCCUCCUCACGAGUUGCGGUGGUCUUGCGCUGUCGAUGCUAACCCUGGCGAGCGGGUUGACCGCGAUAGACCGGUACGGCUCAGAAAAUUUGGGGUGGGUUGUUGUGAUAUGCGUGCUCAUGACGUACACGUCGGUUGCGUUUUUCUCGAUGGGUAUGGGCCCGAUUGCAUGGGUCUAUAGCUCGGAAAUUUUCCCGCUUCAACUCAGGGCUCAAGGGUGUGGCAUGGGAGUGGCGAUGAACCGAGCCACGAGUGGUAUCAUAUUGAUGACGUUCAUAUCGCUCUAUAACGCGAUCACCAUAGGAGGUGCUUUCUUCUUGUUUAGUGGAAUCGCGACCGUUACUUGGAUCUUCUUCUUCACGUUGUUGCCGGAGACGAGAGGGAGAAGCUUGGAGAAUAUGGAGGCGUUGUUCGGCACGUUCUUUAAAUGGAGGACGACCAUGAAAGAGUUGCAAAAGAAGGAGGAAGACGAGACUAAAUAUAAAGCCUAG
Molecule: messenger RNA, 1512 nt
Organism: Striga hermonthica
Lineage: Eukaryota; Viridiplantae; Streptophyta; Magnoliopsida; Lamiales; Orobanchaceae
Source: the annotation of a GenBank genome assembly